Molecule: messenger RNA, 3098 nt
Organism: Hyla sarda
Lineage: Eukaryota; Metazoa; Chordata; Amphibia; Anura; Hylidae
Product: galactoside alpha-(1,2)-fucosyltransferase 2-like
Exons: 5
Coding region: 418-1623 (401 amino acids)
Biological process (GO): carbohydrate metabolic process
Cellular component (GO): membrane
Molecular function (GO): galactoside 2-alpha-L-fucosyltransferase activity
Source: RefSeq, a predicted model, not a curated record
CAGGCUCAGGAUUUGCUCAGAGACCAGCUUUAACCCCUUCAGCAAACACUGCAUGAACAAAUCAAAGCACAGCGCAAUGACGUAAACGAGGCCGGAAGAAGCGCUAUUGUGCGCGAAAUUGCCGGCAGUCGCCUCUGAGUGCCCCACGCCAAGCUAACCUGCCAGUCGGAUGAGAUGAGCUGAACACAUAGUACCUGGGCGGAGCUAUGUUUUAUGAAGACUUGGAAAAUGCUGCAGUCAUGCACUUCCAAUACAGAGGUAUAAAUCUGCCACUGCUUCCGACCAAUGAACUGCAGAGUUUCACAUGUAUGUCAACAAGUGUAUGUACAAAAGAGGUGUGGAGAACUGAGACCCUACAAAACCAGUCAAGACCAAAAAUGAGAAUAUAGCCUCCUCUGCUACUGCAAACAUUGAGCUAUGUGGGACAGAAAGCUACUCAACUUGUUACGCAUGUCUGUCAGAUGCAAAUGGAAACAUAAAGGUAUUCGAUUCUUCAUCAAUGAAUCAGUCUUACCCUCCAGAAUUCAAGAAAGACACCAGACAAAGAUGGAGUUACCCAAAAAGAAAAAGAAACUUUUUCUCUUGGGCUGCCUAUUUAUGUCAGUCCUUACAUUCUUUGUAUUAUACCGGUUACAGAAACAUAUAGAAUUUUUGACAUUUUCUGCUCACCUGCCUAUAUCUUUAAUAUGCCCAGAAGAAGACGACAACAAAUCUUCAGAAAUGAAAAAAAAGGAAUCAUAUAGUACUGAAAAUGAGAUAGUAGCUAAAUGCAAACAUUCAGGAAUAUGGACCAUAAAACCUGAAGGUAGGCUGGGAAAUCAGAUCGGUGAAUAUGCUGCAUUGUAUGCCCUGGCCAAAGCAAACAGGCGUCAGGCUUUUAUACUUGCAGAUAUGUUUAAUUACUUGUCACCAAUAUUUAAAAUCACACUGCCAGUUUUACAUAACAGUGUUGCCAGGCAUGUCCCCUUUAAGGAAUACUGGAUACAUGACUGGAUGUCAGAGGAAUAUAAUCACAUUGAGGAGAGCUUUAUUAAACUCACUGGCUUUCCUUGUUCAUGGACCUUUUUUCAUCAUAUUCGGGAGGACAUUCAAAGAGAAUUUACAAUCCAUGACCAUCUUAAGAAUGAGGCCAGCCAAGUUUUGGAAAGCAUUAAAGGUUCCCGAAAAAAUGUCACCUACAUAGGAGUCCAUGUCCGAAGAGGGGAUUAUGUUAACGUCAUGCCAAAUGUUUGGAAGGGUGUGGUCGCAGACAAGGGUUACUUGGAGAAAGCCAUGAAUUAUUUCAGAAAUAAAUAUAAAGAACCGGUUUUUGUAGUGACUAGUAAUGGUAUGACAUGGUGUAAAGAGAACAUUGACAAUUCCAAGGGAGAUGUCUACUUCUCUGGGGAUGGCAAUGAGUCAACUCCAGGUAAAGAUUUUGCACUUCUGGUUGGUUGUAACCACACCAUCAUGACUAUUGGGACAUUUGGGUUCUGGGCAAGUUACUUGGUUGGAGGAGAAACUAUUUACCUCACUAACUUUACACUUCCUGAAUCGGAAUUCUUGAAGCUUUUUCAUUAUGAUGCUGCAUUCUUACCAGAGUGGAUGGGGAUUCCAGCUGACCUAUCUCCACUACGGCACUGAAAACACUGGAUGGAAAGCCAAAGCUGCCUAUAACAUAUACACUUAUACAGAUUUAUUAUAUUAUUUAUGAAGAAAAAAUUGCUAAACAAGUAGACAUUUUGACAGAGCAAAACAUUUUUGUAAAUUGCUAUGUUUUAUUGUGAUGAUGAAUUUGACUAUUUAUUUGUCAGCUUUCUAAAACCAGAUUCUAUAUGGUCAAAAUGUAACAAAUAUUUUUGUAAUAUCUACUGCAUAGAGUUGCACAAAGCCUAUACAAAGGCAUAACGUAGUACAUUGUCCGUGCUAUAGGAACCAUUAGGUAUUUUUUUUUAUGUUAAAUGGGUUGUACAGGAUUUGAAAACAUGGCUGUUUUUUUUUUUUUAUUGUGAAUAGAAUUGCAGGUUAGUGCCACUGGAAUAAUGCCGGAUUUCAGUGGUAUUCUGCUGCUCUGUUCACAUGGUAGAAUUACCACGGUAGCAACAUCUGCCACGGAAAUCCUGAUUACGGCAACCGCAAUAACAUUGAACAUGUUCAAUGUUUUUGCAGAUUCCACAAGAAAAUGCAUUGCCAUCUAUGAGACAAUGCAUUUUCGAGCGGUCCUAGCGCCAGCAUGUUCUGCUGUCCGUGGAAUGUCUGCACGGAAAUUUGUCGUGCGGACAUUACACCAUGUGAAUGUAGCCUACCACAGUUUUGGGGGAAAAUACAACCAUGUUUUCCAUAUUCCCACAGAACUUACUUCUUACUUUUGUUGCAUUCUUAUAGUUUGUAUAUCUUUAUGUUGUGAAUGUUUUGAAUUUUAGGCCAGACACUUGAACAUUUUGAUGUUGCCAUUUUGACAUGUGACACAGUGGUUCUGUCUGAUUUAAUUUCUUACAUAUAGUCAAGCUGUGUUGAAUUUAAGGCUGUGUUCACAUGUUAUGGUCUUGCCACUAAAAUGUCAGUACAAAUUGUGUUAUUGUACUGCAAUUAUGCACACUGGGGUAGAAACAAUGGGCGAGAUUCUCAAAAACUACUGUAAUUUCUAUUCCAGCGAUAUUAUUCACACCUUUUUUUUUCUCUUCACAUUUUCAAAGGUCUUUUGUGCUGCUGUGAAAAUAUGUGAAAAUUCAUUUUCGCGCCACCUUAGUUUUUUUUUCGCGCCUCAAAUUUAUUUAUUUUUUGCAGCCAUAUUGGAUUUUUUGGCACCAAAUUUUUUUUUUAUAACCUUUUUCAAGAAUAAUUAAUUUUUUUAAUAAUUACUUAAAUAACACCUUUUCCCAAAAAAACUAUAAAAAUACAACUAUUUCUGUGAUGUCUACACUAUCAAAAAGCUGGUGGGAAAUUUUUUAUGUAAACUGGACUCUCACCCCUUUGAAAAUAUCCUGUAAAGGAGACAAUAUAGUUUUACAAAACUAACGUGAACAGUGUAAACCGCGGCACAAAGCUCUUUGAAAAUGUGGUUGAUACUAUUUUCCUCAUUGUUACCACGCUGUUGGCUUGUUUUUUGCCACAAUUUU